AUGUCGACGGGCGGCGAUGGGUCCGCGGCGAGCGCGGAGGCGUCCAUGCAGAUGGCCCCGAGGCCUCAGCCUGCUCCAAGGGUGACACCCUCGGAUCAGGUGUCGAGGGGCGUCGGUGUGCCGCGGGCCCGAAGGAGCGGCACGGGCAAGCGCAGCAUGAGUGCCCGCUCCGGGGCCGCUGCCAAGGACGCAGCCCCGCUCGUGCCUGUCAAAGCCCUCAAGACCGGGGCACGCGCCACGCCGCACACGGCGCCGCAACCUCUGCCCGUCGUAGAUACCGUGGCGGAGGCCGCGAAGCUGCGGGCGGCGAUGGCUCGAGGGACUCAAGCGACGCAACAGGCUCUAGCACCGGGGAACGGGGGCGACGCUGGCCAGAGCGGAGCCGAAGCAACCGCUCCGGUCGACGCCGCGGGGGAUGCCGGCCGGGGCGGCGCAGAUGACGCCGCCCGGCCGAUCGUCAAGGAAGGAUCUAGUGGGGGUGCGCAGGAGCGCCCUGCUGGCCACGCCGCCGACAAGAUCGCCGAGUUCACGUCGGCCUGCGCAGAGGUGCUCGACGAGGGGGCAUCCGGGGGGCCCCAGCAUGGGGCAAUCGUUCAGUCCAUGGUCCCCGUGGAGGUCCUCUGCAAUGAGCGAGAGGAGGAGGCCGUCUGGCAGGCGCAGUACGAGGCAGGUUCUCAGAUUCAGAACCUCCUCGAACGCGCCAUGGAGCUCCAUCGAACGAUGGAUUACCAGAUCAGCCAGCGGCUGAAGGAUAUCUCGCGCAGAAAGAGCGCCGAGAUGACCCGGCUGCACUCCCAGAUAGGCUGGCUCGGGCAGCACAAUGCCGAGUUGGUUCUCAAGAACAUUGAGGCCAACACCAGGAUGACGGAUUUGGGGGCGCGUCAGCGGGCGCUGGAGGAGGAGUUAGCGCGGGUUACUGGUGAGCGUGAUGUCCAGAGGGUCACAGCAGAGCAGAAGGCUCGGGAAGUCGAGGAGCAGACUGCCGAGCUGCAACGCCUUAGGACGGCGCUUGAGCAAAAGGAGACCGAACUUCUCUAG
This is a messenger RNA of Panicum virgatum (switchgrass), 1038 nucleotides long. RefSeq lists its product as uncharacterized. The record is from RefSeq and is a predicted model, not a curated record. NCBI's taxonomy places the organism in Eukaryota, Viridiplantae, Streptophyta, Magnoliopsida, Poales, Poaceae. The transcript is spliced from 4 exons. The coding region runs from base 1 to 1038 and encodes 345 amino acids.